AUGUCAUAUUCAUCCUUGAUCAGGUUUAACAGGUUUAACGGGUACAAGAAACUCUAUCUUUCUAGGCAGUUAAGAUUUGAUUGUCAGGCCAUGAAGACCUGGGCUUUUUGCUUUUUCCUGCUUCAAGGAGUGACGUGUAAGAAAUGGAUGUUGGUUGGAGGAUUACUAGGUGGCGACGAUGCCACUGAUGCGGUUCCCACAAAUCAGGUUGAAUUGCUUGAACUGCAAAAUGAAGGACAAUCUGAUAACCCGGGCCAGUGGUGCUCCUUGAACCUGACUAGUAUGAAUAUGGCGCUGGAUGGAGCCACAAUCAACUUUAUUCCCACAUUCAACUUCGUGGAUUACCAUCAGGCAAACAACCCUGGGUCCGUAGCAUUCCCUUACCUGGAUCUACUCUGGGAGAAAGCCUUGUUGUGUGGUGGAUCCAACCCUGUUUCACAAAUACAAGAAAACUGCAGGUCUCAGACAGGCACAAUCAAGGUUGUUUUUAAGUCACAGUGGGGUAGGUUUCUACUUCAUUUUACCUACUACAGUCCCAGUGGGUAUUUGUGGAUUCUGGGAGGACGGGCUGGUUCCGAGAUUCUACAAGAUACUGAGAUACUUCGUAUUCCGCAUGCAAGGACUCCUGGACUAGAUUAUUCUAAAGGCUGGGAUUGGAUUAACAACAGAGCUAAGGAUAUUGCCAAAUGGGACGCUAUACCAGCUGCUCAGCAAUACCUGCCGAUGCCGCUGGCUGGUCAUUGUGUGCUGGAUGUUAAACUGGGCACUGAUAGGUUUGCGAUGGUUUUGGGCGGAGUUACUUCAGAGAAGAAUUCUGAUGGGGAGUAUAAACCUAAGUCAGGUCCAGUUAUAUCAAGCCAUGUUCAUUUAUACGAUUUUCAGAAUCCCUCGGCAGAAUCAUGCAUGUGUUUCUUAUAUUGAAGGGGGAGCUGUCAAGGUUAUGGUUGCUGGAGGUUUGACUAUAAAUGGUCAACGUCAAAGUUUGCCCCUUGAUUCAGUAGAAUCCUUGACCCUUGAUAUAGCAGGAGAAUCCUGGUUUCAGGAGGCAAAACUGCCAAAUAUAAUCAUAGGUGGUAAAAUGACUGUAGUAAACAACAGACCAGCUUUGCUCGGUAGAUUUGGAUUCGAAAAUACUAAUAUUAUGCUUCGCUAUACUCUGCAGCAGACCUGGGAAAUUAUUCCGACCAAGUUAAAAGUUGGACGAAGUGAUUUUAAAAUAUUAGAACUCCCCGUCCGAGCAGCUGUUUAUCCAGUUAACGGAAGGGUAUCUAGUGGUCCUGAUGCUACUUAUAACUUGAAUAAAGUAAAGCGAGGAAGUGAGUUUACAACAGGGAAACAGAUUCACCCCUGGGUAGAACUAGAUCUUGGUGCAGAGAUAAAUAUAGCCGGGGUUAAGUUUGAAUCCGGAAGCAGUGCUACCGCUCAGGCUGUAGAGAUCCGGGUUGGGUCGUCUCCUAUUCCAGGAGGGGAGACGGUAGAUACAUUGAUCAGUGUUAACAAUAAAUGCUCUGGAGCUCCUGAUGGUGUUACAGCCCCAGUGUACAGUGCAUGUAAUAAGAAAGGAAGAUAUGUUACUGUUCAACUAAUAGCUACAACACCAGACACUCUUCUUGAAGUUGGAAGAAUUAGAGUGUAUGGCAGCACUCCAUCUUGUUUCUAAAAUACUAAACAUCUAGAUGUAAACAAAACAGAUAACAAUGUAAGAAUAUUAAUAAAAAUAUAUUUUACUUGCUUA
Messenger RNA from Eurytemora carolleeae, 1735 nucleotides. RefSeq lists its product as uncharacterized. NCBI's taxonomy places the organism in Eukaryota, Metazoa, Arthropoda, Copepoda, Calanoida, Temoridae. Gene Ontology annotation, molecular function: protein binding. The record is from RefSeq and is a predicted model, not a curated record.